Messenger RNA from Aureobasidium musti, 744 nucleotides. The record is from the annotation of a GenBank genome assembly. Lineage: Eukaryota; Fungi; Ascomycota; Dothideomycetes; Dothideales; Saccotheciaceae.
AUGGCUGCCAACAACUCCCCUGAGAAGCAGUUAACUUCCAUGCUCGAUCGACUCCAAGCAAACGGCGCAUACUCUGAUCUGAAGAUCGUGUGCGGCUCCGACACGUAUCUCGUGCAUCGAAACAUCAUCUGUCCUCAGUCAGAUUUCUUCAGGGCCGCUUGCCGUCCAGACACGUUUGCAGAAGGAAGAACAGGCGUGAUCAACAUCCCUGCCAGCUCUGGUCGCAACGACGAAUUCUUCGCCAAACCCAUCAAGGUUGAGGACUUCGACUGGGAUCUCGACGUCGAAACUACUGAAAGCGUCAAACUCAUGAUCCACUACUUCUAUCAUCACGACUAUCUUGAGCGAGAGACAGCAAAGCUUCAGGGAUUAUUGUUCUACUCCGACGAACACCGCAAAGGAAUCAUGGCCGAGCACUCAAGAAUGUACGCGAUGGGGGAGAAGUAUGGCAUCCCAGGACUAAAGUCUCUGGCGGUCGCCAAGUUCCGGAGAGCGUACGCAGGCGCAACUCACACUGGUCUAGCUGCAAGUCUCGUCAUUGUGUACAAGAGUACACCAGAAUCAGACAAAGGAUUGCGCAGCCUGCUCCUGGGUUUACUCAGCAUCUAUGGCAGGAGGUACAAGGAAAACACAGAGAUCCAACAGAUCAUUUCGAGUAUCCCGGACCUUUGUUAUGGUCUAUACCAGCGAUGCCUCGAGGACAAGAUCCUAUACGAAGAUGAACUGAACGAAGAGGGCAGAUGA